CUACAUGACUUUUCAACAACGAUACGCCAUUGAUUCUACGCACUGGGGUGGUGCUAAAGCAAACGCGCCGAUCUUAGCAUUUCUUGGAGAGGAAUCGUCAUUAGAUUCUGACUUGUCUGCCGUUGGCUUUCUUCGUGACAACGGUCCCCGCUUUAAAGCGCUCCUCGUCUACAUAGAGCAUAGGUAUUAUGGUAAGACGAUGCCAUUUGGAUCAGCAGAAGAAGCUUUGAAGAACGCAAGUACGUUAGGGUAUUUGAACGCAGCACAAGCCCUAGCAGACUAUGCAACAAUUCUCUUGCACGUUAAGGAGAAGUACUCUACCAAACAC
This is a messenger RNA of Camelina sativa (false flax), 328 nucleotides long. The record is from RefSeq and is a predicted model, not a curated record. NCBI's taxonomy places the organism in Eukaryota, Viridiplantae, Streptophyta, Magnoliopsida, Brassicales, Brassicaceae.